GCCGCGAUCAUUUUGCCGAUCUACCGUGAAAGUCACGAUCACAUAGUAGAAGAUGUUGCUGUUAAUCUUGUUAACAUCCUGCUCGAUAGUUCCAAUUCUAUCUGAAAAUACGUUGAAUCAGAAUGAUCUUAAGGAACGAGCAUCGGCACAAUUGCAGCGUUUAGCGCCAUAUCGAAGAUCAAUCGAUCGAGCUGGAUCGGAUCCUCCGAGUUUGGAGAAGUCGAUCGAUCGAAUGAAAAUUAUCGAGGAAUUGAAAAAACAGGAAGAACAGAGGAUAGCCAUGCAAAUACUUGAGAUGAUCGAGAAAUCUGAAGAAUUUCAAAAAGCUAUGGGAAGUAUGAAGAGGAUCGAUGAUAAUAAAUUAACGAUCGAUCUAGAAACGGAUCCAAAGUAUAAUGAAUUUCUACAAGAACAGGAUAGAACCAAACGAUCGGGUUCAGGUAGUUUUAUUACCGGAUCUAGUAGCAUCAUUUCGGGAAUAGCUAGUGGAAUAAUUGGUGGCCUCACUAGUGCAUCAGGAGCAGCUUCGAGAGGUUCUUCAGGAAGUAGUGGUCAACCUGCUCAUGUUGUUUACGGACCACCUGUUCAACCGUACGGCGAAAAGACGUUCGACGUGUGGGAUUUCAAGAAAGCAAUAUUGAAUACCGUCAUUCAAGCAUUGAAAGCCAUAAGUGGCGGUGUAUUGGCAUUAAAAGGUCAAUUGAUCAAAGGUGGUGGCUUUUUGGUUUCUACGAAGGGCAAAAUUAUUAGUACGACUGGCGACGCCAUUAGUUCGCUCGGUCGGCAUAUCGCAGCAAGUGCCGUAAUACAACCACCAAAACCACAUUAUGGUCAACCGAGUUAUGGUUAUGAUCAUCGACCGAUCGAACACGACAGCAUCUAUGACGGACCGCCACCCAACAUCGAGGAUUAUCCUGGACCUGCUAAUAAUUACGACGAACAUUCGAGUUAUCCAUCGGCAUCGGACGACGAAGAUCGCUCAGGACUGCUGUUCAUGAAACCGACGAAGACGGAACAAAACGAUCAGAAUGACAAGGAUCAACAUCUAUCAACUCAUCUACCGGAGUUGGAUCAACAUCAUCCUAAUCUCCAGGAUCUGGAGAAUAGUUUCGGUGGGCCACAAAAGGGAUCUAACGAACAGAACUUACAAAAUCCUGAAUAUUUCUCGAACGAUAACAAGGAUGCUUUACAAAGUUAUAAUAUAAAUUCGGCCAGCGUAUAUUCAGGACAAUCUCAAGAUACAUUUAACUCGGGACAAGUGAUUUAUAAUAAAGAUCAGAUUUAUCAAUUGGAUAAAGAAAAAUUGUCUCAGGCAUAUCAAAACUCAUUGGAACCUUUAAAAAUGGAACCAAAUUUUUUACCAAACUUGCCUAGUCAACAGUUUUCCAUUCAACAGAGUUUAGAAUAUCCAACGAUUCAUCUUCAACAGAUUCGAUAUUCUUUACCAGAAAAGGAUUUACAAUUGUCCAAUUAUAAUGAUCUCUCAUCGUUGCACACGAGUUUACCAUUAACCUCGCCACAAUUUGAUACGUUAAAGAUAUCGAUGUUGGAAAAUCAGAAAGGACAGGAAUUACCAAAGAUACAACCGCAAGAUUUCAACUCUUUACCAACGUUUUCAAGUGUCCACAUCGAUAUUGCCACUCAAGAACCUUUAACGUUACCCAUAUUAAAUCCCAUUAACGCGCAUUACUGGCCAAGUCGAGGUAUGUUAGAACCUACAAUCAGUAUACCAAGUAAGAAUCUCAUUUGGAGGAGAAGUAAUGUACAAAGGAAGAAGUUAGCAGUGAGAUCACCGGCAAGUUUUCGUGAUAGAAGACCAUUUCGAGUUUAAAGACUAAUCAGGACGAGACGCAGUGGUCUAUUCGUAUUCAUUCUAUCCGUAUCCAUACAGAGGUUGGUACAAAUCAUCGAAGCCUUAUGGAUUUUAGAAACUUCGAGAUGAAAGAUUACGUAGUCUCGUAUAGAAAGUGGUGCCCUGAUAAAUGAAGAAAUGUACGUGAACGUGCCAAACUCCAAUCGACGCUAUCCCAGUGUUAUUUUCAAUUUAACAAAAAGAAAUAAGAAAGGAACAAAAAAUUAUACGCGUAUCCAGAGAAGAAACUCUUUUUACAUGAGAUAUUUAACAUUGUGAUAUAUAUUAACGAUCGACAGGAUAAAACUAUCAUUGACAGUUUAAAGCACGAGCACGUGCUUUUUAAAUGACCGUCGUAUUUCGAACUCGCGAGUGGAGCCAUCUGUGAACGAAAUCCUCAAUUCUUUCGUUCGUUCACCGAACACGGAUUUCAUUCUCGAUCGAUACUUGGAACAUUUUUUUCAAUUAUUUAUAUUUUCAAGUGAUACCUACCUACCUAUUAUGCGCAUUUAAC
Vespa crabro (European hornet) is the source of this 2366-nucleotide messenger RNA. RefSeq lists its product as uncharacterized. Lineage: Eukaryota; Metazoa; Arthropoda; Insecta; Hymenoptera; Vespidae. The record is from RefSeq and is a predicted model, not a curated record. The transcript has 6 exons. Bases 53 to 1831 code for a protein of 592 amino acids.